UCAAUUAGGAAAGAGUAAUAAUGUAAAAUCUCAACUCAUCGAAGUACUAAACCAACUGCAGACACCACCGUCACCAAACCAGCCUUCAAAAAUCCACCAUCGGAGUUCAAUUUGCUCUUUUGAAGCUUCCCCUCUCAUCCUGCCUAAUUGCCUGCGACUUCUCUUCUUUCUCCCGAGUUCUCCAUCGCUUACAAUUCUUUAUCUUCCUCUUCAUACCGCCACUACUGAUUCUUGCUUUGAUUGCCCACAGUUUUCCAAAACCUGCAGUCUUUUCUUGAAAAACCCACCUCGAGAAACUUAUAUAUAUCGCCUUCACAGCCCUCAAACCCCACAAUUGAUCAACUCUCUUGUUUGUAUCUUAAACCCCAUUUUCUAAAGUUCUGAUCUUUGUAACGUUUAUACAUUUUACAUGGAUGCUGCUAAUCAACUCGGUUCAACUGCACAUCCCAGCUCGAAGCCAGCUGUUGUCCAUGCCAGCGCCUUCACAGGGACUCUGGGAUGCCAUUUGGCUCGGCGACUGGUGGAGAUCGGCGUCAGUGAUGUCUUCUCGGUCCCUGGAGACUUCAACUUGACACUUUUGGAUCACCUGAUUGCAGAGCCCGGGCUGAAUUUGAUCGGUUGCUGUAAUGAACUGAACGCUGGAUAUGCUGCCGAUGGCUAUGCUCGUUCCAGAGGCGUAGGUGCCUGUGUGGUGACUUUUACUGUGGGUGGUCUCAGUGUGAUCAAUGCAAUCGCUGGUGCUUAUAGUGAGAAUUUGCCCGUGAUUUGUAUCGUCGGCGGCCCCAAUUCUAAUGAUUAUGGAACUAACCGGAUUUUGCAUCACACUAUUGGGUUGCCUGAUUUUAGCCAAGAGCUCAGGUGCUUCCAGACAGUCACCUGUAUUCAAGCAGUAGUGAAUAACUUGGAUGAUGCACAUGAGCAGAUUGACACUGCAAUUUCUACUGCUUUGAAAGAAAGCAAGCCCGCUUAUAUUAGCAUAAGUUGUAAUUUGCCUGGAAUUCCUCAUCCAACCUUCAUCAGGGAACCUGUGCCUUUCCUUCUUGCUCCUAAGGUAAGCAAUCAAUUAGGAUUAGAGGCAGCUGUUGAAGCAACUGCUGAAUUUCUGAAUAAAGCUGUGAAACCCGUCAUCGUGGGGGGACCUAAAUUAAGGGUGGCAAAGGCGCAGAAGGCUUUUGUAGAGCUAGCAGAUGCCAGUGGGUAUCCAGUUGCUGUUAUGCCCGCAGGCAAAGGGCUAGUUCCAGAACAUCAUCCACACUUCAUCGGGACAUAUUGGGGUGCUGUCAGCACUUGCUUCUGUGGGGAGAUAGUGGAGUCUUCUGAUGCCUAUGUUUUUGUUGGCCCUAUUUUCAAUGAUUACAGUUCUGUUGGAUAUUCCUUGCUGGUCAAGAAGGAGAAAGCAAUCAUAGUGCAGCCUAAUCGUGUGACUAUAGGCAAUGGCCCUUCUUUUGGCUGUAUAUUUAUGGCUGACUUCUUAAGUGCGUUGGCCAAGAAGUUGAAAAAGAACAGCACAGCCAUGGAAAAUUACAGACGCAUCUUUGUACCUCCAGGUGUCCCUCUGAAGUGUGAGAACAAUGAACCCCUUAGGGUCAAUGUACUCUUCAAACACAUUCAGCAAUUGCUAAGCGGAGAAACUGCGGUAAUUGCUGAAACUGGAGAUUCAUGGUUCAACUGUCAGAAACUCCGCCUCCCUGAGAAUUGUGGGUAUGAAUUCCAGAUGCAGUAUGGAUCCAUUGGAUGGUCAGUUGGUGCCACCCUUGGGUAUGCUCAGGCUGCCAGAAAUAAGCGUGUGAUUGCUUGCAUUGGUGACGGAAGUUUUCAGGUAACAGCUCAGGAUGUUUCAACAAUGAUCUGUUCGGGACAAAGGAGUAUAAUAUUCCUCAUCAACAAUGGGGGUUAUACUAUUGAAGUAGAGAUUCAUGAUGGCCCCUACAACGUGAUCAAGAACUGGGAUUACACCGGCUUUGUCAAUGCCAUCCACAACGGUGAAGGCAAAUGCUGGACAGCAAAGGUCCACACGGAGGAUGAACUGACAGAGGCAAUUGCAACAGCAACAGGAGAACAAAAGGAUUCUCUAUGUUUCAUUGAAGUUUUGGUGCACAUGGAUGACACUAGCAAAGAGCUGCUGGAAUGGGGUUCUAGAGUUUCUUCUGCAAACUGCCGUCCCCCAAAUCCACAAUAAGAUUUGCAUGUUUGUCUCUCUUUUCUGCUUGUCUGGAGCCCCGUGAUUAUAACUAUUGUGUGAUGUACAUUAAAUUUUGUGGUGGUUGCGGAAAGAGUUCAAGAUGAUCAAGAAUAUGAGCAAUUUAGAUUUGUGUUGACGUGUUCUAUGUCACGUGCAAAGUUCAUAGACAAGUUGCUCUGCUAGACCUCUUAUCCUGUUUGCUGACUUUAAUGCAUUAAUAGCUCAUACUUCUAAACAA
Messenger RNA from Manihot esculenta (cassava), 2420 nucleotides. Its product is annotated as pyruvate decarboxylase 1. The record is from RefSeq and is a predicted model, not a curated record. Gene Ontology annotation, molecular function: magnesium ion binding; thiamine pyrophosphate binding; carboxy-lyase activity. NCBI's taxonomy places the organism in Eukaryota, Viridiplantae, Streptophyta, Magnoliopsida, Malpighiales, Euphorbiaceae. The coding region runs from base 410 to 2179 and encodes 589 amino acids. The transcript has 7 exons.